Bacidia gigantensis is the source of this 975-nucleotide messenger RNA. RefSeq lists its product as uncharacterized. The coding region runs from base 1 to 975 and encodes 324 amino acids. The record is from RefSeq and is a predicted model, not a curated record. NCBI's taxonomy places the organism in Eukaryota, Fungi, Ascomycota, Lecanoromycetes, Lecanorales, Ramalinaceae. The transcript has 3 exons.
AUGGCGCUUUUCAUAACAGACCGAAGCAUUUCGCGGACGUACAUUUGGGUAUGGAUCAUUCGCUGCAUAGCGCUUGUCAUCACACUCGCCGUCAUCGGUGUGACCGCCGACCUCGCUGGCACACUCAUGGGUCUCGAAUGCAAAUCCACUCCUAAGUUUAGCUUCAAUAUUGCAGCCGGCGCGCUCGCCCUCAUUUUGAGCAUCUAUUCCAUCCUCUCCACCGGCCCGGCGAAAUUCCUUCGAUUCAUCCCCUAUUCAGUGAUCCUCCAACUGGUCUUCGACCUCUUUAUCUUCGUUCUCUUCAUCGCCGCCGCCGCCACCUCCCCAGUGACGCCCCUGGACCUCUGCAAAGCAUGCGCCGCUCUAACCCCCGAUUACGUCUACCUCGACACAGCCUCCGCUGCGUGCGCAUACGGCUCCGACUACGACUACACCUACACCGACGACGGCUCCUCCUACAACGGAAAACGCAGCCUCUUCAAGCGCAAGGGCGGCAGUGGCAGAUCCAAGAGCAAGUACUCGAGCUCUGACAACACGAGCGGCGGUCUCAUCCCCGCCCGCAUUGCCCUGAAUGCGCUCAUGCCCGAGAAGCACGAAGAAGCUGGCCUCGCUCAACCGCCACCUGCACCUGCCUACCAAUACAACCAGGGAUACCCACAACAGCAGCAGCAGCAGCCACCGCCGCCCCCACAGCAAGAUUACAGUUACCAGCCGUACUCAAUGACCGGGCCGCCACAGAACAAUGCGAUCGUGGGCGGUGCGCAAUACGGCCCGCCGAGGAGUGUGAGCCCCGGGAUGCCGAGCCCGAUGUAUUCGGAGAAUCCUAGCCAGGUGGGUGCGCAGCAGGGGCACCAGCAUCAGGGGCAGGGUGAAAAAGGAACGCCAAGUCCCAGCGAUCCGAGGAUAGAGGUCGCGGAGUUGCACUCCCCGGACCUGGGAGAGCAAAAGAGGAAGACGGCUAUUGAGAAGGCUUAA